Messenger RNA from Megalobrama amblycephala (Wuchang bream), 1316 nucleotides. RefSeq names its product E3 ubiquitin-protein ligase RNF135. NCBI's taxonomy places the organism in Eukaryota, Metazoa, Chordata, Actinopteri, Cypriniformes, Xenocyprididae. Bases 13 to 1227 code for a protein of 404 amino acids. The transcript is spliced from 5 exons. Gene Ontology annotation, molecular function: protein binding. The record is from RefSeq and is a predicted model, not a curated record.
AAAAUUGUUGACAUGAUGUCAGCAUUAUAUGAGGAUAUCGUGAAGUUCGUCGCGAACAAUCUUAAAUGCUUAAUAUGUUUUAAUAUUUUUACAAAGCCAGUUACGCUAAUUUGUGGGCAUAACUAUUGUCUGAAGUGCAUCAAUGAAUGUUGGGCACGUAGCUGCGCAAAGAGAGAUUGCCCACAGUGCCGGACAGAUAUAAGGAGUAGUAAACUAAAAAUUAACUUCACUCUGUGUGACAUACUGGAAUUACAGGAGCUUGGUGGUCGCGACAGAUGGGAGCAGAUUCUGGCAGAAACAGAUCAAGACUAUAACCCACAACACGCUGGGAGAACUAAAGUGGAUACUUUAAUGAAACGUCUGGACUGGUUAAAAUCUGAGAUCAAAAAGACAGAAGAUUCUCUUUCAGCUGAAUUGAAUUCAACUCAGGCUUGUGAGGAUGGGUUUGGCAUUUAUGAUUCCUCGACUGUUUCGAUGGAUGUAACCAGUUCAUCAAUAGACAGUGAUGCUUCAAGUUAUGCUGACAGAAGUUUUAGUCAGACAUCAGGGGAUCAUCAGGAACAACCUUCUCAGUACAGUACAGAGGAUAGUUCACAGGAGUUUGUAGAAGAGGAUCCAGAGAAUUCAGACUCUCUGUUUGAGGAUGCUCGACCUACUCCCAGUGCAGGAGCACAGCACCACAACAGUGACUGUGCUGAGGCUGCUCUUCAGGCAAAGUUUGUUGAGCUUUCCUUCUCUCCCCAGCUGGGAAACAGAAGGCUGGUUUUUCAUACAGAGCGCCGUACAGUGGAAACACAACUGGGGCAAGGAAGAACUUCACCUGGCCGUUUUGAUGCCUGUCAGUGGAUGGCUGAGCAGGAAUUUACAGGAGGGUGGUUUUACUGGGAUGUGGACACCACAUUCAGCACUGGAUGGGCUGUUGGGGUGGCGUAUCCCGAUCUGAUGCGUAACGAGAGAUUGGGAAAGACUUCUUCGUCUUGGUGUUUGGAGUGGAGCAGUAGGCAACUGAGUGCUUGUCACAACAAUAUAAAGAUCCCUGUAAAGCAUAGUGUCCCUAAUGGGAUCAGAGUCAUUCUGGAUAUGGCAAAAGGACAGUUGUGCUUUCAGGGUCUGGAUGAUAGCCUGCUUGAAUUACACAGUUUCCAGGUGAAUUUCUCUGGCCCUGUCAGACCUGUCUUCUGGCUUUAUGGAUUGUCGCAAAAUGCCUUAACCUUUCCUAGACAUUGAGUGUAGGAUAAAAUUGAUCCAUAGAAUUUACAAUAGCUUAUACACUCCAUUUUGCUUACAGAGUAUAUAUCCUAUUUCUAUUAUUUUUA